Molecule: messenger RNA, 2105 nt
Organism: Motacilla alba alba
Lineage: Eukaryota; Metazoa; Chordata; Aves; Passeriformes; Motacillidae
Gene: SEPTIN10
Product: septin 10
Exons: 11
Coding region: 135-1811 (558 amino acids)
Biological process (GO): cytoskeleton-dependent cytokinesis
Cellular component (GO): septin complex; microtubule cytoskeleton; cell division site
Molecular function (GO): molecular adaptor activity; GTPase activity; GTP binding
Source: RefSeq, a predicted model, not a curated record
CCAUCGCCGCCGCUACCCCAUCGCGCCGCCGGCGCUCCUCCUGCUGCUACCGCCGCUGCUGGUGAUGGUGGUGGCAGUGGUGGUGCGGGCGCGGUAGAGCCGCCGCUGCCCGAGCCCCUCCUCCCGGCGGCAGCAUGCCCGGCAAUCACUGCUGCGGCGGCGGCACCGCGCCGCCCUCCGGCCGGGAGGCGCCCGCCAACAGCGCCCGCCCCGGCGGCGGAGCCGCGGCCGCAUCCCCUCCCCGCGCUCCUCCCCGCCGCGUGGCUCUCCCCAUCGGCGGCAGUUUUGGUCGCGUCCUUCUCUCCCUACUCUCCUCCCUCCUUCUCUGUCUCUCUGGCGGGGCUAUGGCCGCCUCCGAUGCCGACGGGCACCUGCAAAAUGUUGGCUGUCGAACUUUGUCCUUGUCUGCGCAUGUUGGUUUUGAUAGCUUACCUGACCAACUGAUUAGGAAAUCCAUCAAGCAUGGCUUCUGCUUCAACAUUCUUUGCAUUGGGGAAACUGGAAUUGGGAAAUCAGCCUUGGUGAGCAGUUUGUUUAACACUGAUUUUGAGGACUCUCCAUCAACACAUUUUCUGUCAAGUGUGCGACUUAGAGCCCAGACUUUUGAACUCCAGGAAAGUAAUGUUCUUUUGAAGCUGACAGUUGUAAAAACAGUGGGGUUUGGUGACCAGGUGAACAAAGCAGAUAGCUAUCAGCCUAUAGUGGAUUAUGUAGAUGCACAAUUUGAAGCCUAUCUCGAGGAAGAACUGAAAGUUAUACGUUCUUUAUUUAGCUACCAUGAUACUCGCAUCCAUGUCUGCCUCUAUUUCAUUUCACCUACAGGCCGUUCUCUAAAAACCAUAGAUUUGUUAACUAUGAGAAGCCUAGACAGUAAGGUGAACAUUAUACCAGUUAUAGGCAAGGCGGACAGCAUUUCUAAAACCGAGCUGCAAGAGUUCAAGAAGAAAAUCAUGAGUGAAUUAGUUAGCAAUGGCAUCCGAAUAUACCAGUUUCCCACUGAUGAUGAAACCGUUUCUGAGAUUAAUACCAUAACAAAUAGUUAUUUGCCAUUUGCCGUGGUAGGAAGUAUGGAGAAGGUGCAAAUUGGAAACAAAAUGGUGAGAGCUCGUCAAUACCCUUGGGGCAUUGUAAAAGUGGAAAAUGAGAACCACUGUGACACUAUAAAGCUCCGCAGGAUGCUUUGCACAAAUAUGGAAGACUUAAAGGAGAAGACUCGUGCAUAUUAUGAGUCGUACAGGCGCUGCAGGCUGGAAAAGUUGGGCUGCAGAGACAUUGGCCCUGAGAACAAACCAGUCAGUCUACAGGAAGUCAUUGAGGCAAAGAGGCUCGAGUUCUGCCUUGAAGUGGAGAGAAAAGAAGAGGAGAUUAAGCAACGAUUUGUGCAGAGAGUGAAGGAGAAAGCAGCAAUGUUGGAAGAGGCAGAGCAACAGGUACUGACUGAAUUUGAACGUGUUAUGCUAAUGCAUCAAGAAGAGGAGCUGAAAUUAGGGGAAAAGAAAAAACUUCUAGAAGAUGAAAAAGCUCAGUUUAUUGAGAAGAAAGCUAUCACUAACUCAAUUCAGUCACAAGUGUCUGUCUCUACCCCUGUUCGUUUGAAGACUAAAGGACUGCGAAAAGCCCCGUUGUAUCAUUUCUCUGUGCUCGUGGCUGUACCCCUUCCUGGCUCCAUAUUGGCUCCAAAUGCAGCACGCUAUCUCCUGCAAAGACUAAUGAGAAGACGACAGCUUGGCAUCAGCUCGGAUGUGUGCCACCACACAUGCUCCCCACUGGGCUGCUCCUCUGCUGUGUGCCCUGAAGGAAUGAAGCAGUGACAAGGCGAUGAGCAAAACUCUUGGAGUAAACUCAAGCCUGCUUCUUAAUUUAUGGAGAAAUGCAGAAGUCUAAAUCAAGCUCUGAGAAGAUUAGAUUACAAACUUGGAGUGGAAAAACUUCAAGGAGACCAGUUCCCCAAGCUGCUGAAAGCUUCGAGUUACUGAAGGCCCCGAGCUGCCGUGGACACCUCUUCCCUCCCAGGACAAAACUAAAGAAAACUAUUUCCCUGUGGAAAAUGCCACAGGGCACAGACACCAGCAUGGGCACGGCUGCAGAUGCUGGCGUGGCACGGU